UAUUUAGACCGUCCGCAAUGGUUAUUUCCUUUUUCGGGAAAUAGACGCUGUUACAUUGUUGAGCGCCUACAAUAUCUUAUUUGUGGUGCAAUGAUUCACAGAGCAUGCUCACUACAAUUUGCUAGUGGAGGCUACGUAAUGCGCCCACUGCAUGCUUCAUUGCUGUGGUAUCCCGAAACUUUGGGAGACGCGGCGAUUUAUUCUCUCUCACUAGGCCUAGGGUCGGUAUGCUUAAUGAAUAAACUUGAUAACUUCAAUGGCACGGCGAAGAAUGGACUGUGACCGACGACAGCUUCCAUGCAGUACCGGUUGCUCAUGCUCCCGUUGUAACCACAGCUACCCUCGAUUGAGGUCCCCCUGUUCUCAGACUGCAGGCGCAGGAGCUAUCAAACGGAGUCUGUUCUAACAGCUGCCCACUUCUUGCAGAAAUCAGAUGCGGUGUUCGGGGAGCGCUUUGUUGCAAGGCCUUUUCGUUACAGACCUCAGGAGGACAACGGGGUGUUCUUCUAAAGUUUAUAACUGUAUUAUUUAUCUGCUGUGUAAUGGAGUAAUUUGUGCGAUAGGAAGAACAUUCAGCAGUUUAUGCGCGUGUGAUGAUAGGAGACACAAUGACGCUGUUGUCUCUUUUAGGUCGGAUCAUGCGUUAUUUCUUACUCAGGCCAGAGACCUUGUUUUUGCUAUGCAUAAGCUUGGCUUUGUGGAGUUACUUCUUCCAUACGGAUGAAGUGAAGACCAUUGUGAAAUCCAGCCGUGAUGCUGUGAAAAUGGUGAAGGGUAAAGUGGCUGAGAUCAUGCUGAACGACAGACUUGGGGGUCUUGAUGUCGCGGAUGCUGAAUUCUCCAAAACGUGGGACUUCAAAAACAACAAUGUUGCUGUCUACUCCAUCCAAGGCCGGAGAGACCACAUGGAAGACCGCUUCGAAGUGCUCACAGACAUUGUUAAUAAGAGUCACCCAUCCAUAUUUGGGAUAUUCGACGGGCAUGGUGGAGAGACAGCUGCCGACUAUGUGAAGGCCCACCUGCCCGAUGCCCUGCGGCAGCAGCUGCUGGCCUACGAGAGGGAGAAGAGGGAGAGCCAGCUGUCCUACCCUGCCAUCCUGGAGCAGCGCAUCCUGGCUGUGGACCGGGACAUGGUGGAGAAGUUCUCUGCCUCCCAUGAUGAAGCAGGUACAACGUGUUUGGUGGCCUUGCUCUCUGACAGAGAGCUGACUGUGGCUAAUGUCGGAGACUCCAGAGGCGUUCUGUGUGACAAAGACGGAAAUGCUAUUGCACUAUCACAUGACCACAAGCCCUACCAACUCAAAGAGCGAAAGAGGAUCAAGAGAGCUGGUGGCUUCAUCAGCUUCAACGGCUCGUGGCGCGUGCAGGGCAUCCUGGCCAUGUCUCGCUCGCUGGGCGACUACCCGCUCAAGAACCUCAACGUCGUCAUUUCGGAUCCGGACGUCAUGACCUUUGACUUGGACAAGCUGCAGCCAGAGUUCAUGAUCCUGGCCUCCGAUGGCCUGUGGGACGCCUUCAGCAACGAGGAGGCCGUGCGCUUCGUGCGAGAGCGCCUGGACGAGCCGCACUUUGGCGCCAAGAGCAUCGUUCUACAGUCCUUUUAUAGAGGCUGUCCAGACAACAUCACUGUCAUGGUGGUGAAGUUUAAGAGCGGACCAGCAGGUGGCAGGGUCCCAGAAUAGACCUUUGCUGUGUGUGGCUUUUCUUUUUUGAAAGAGGACGGGACACCUUCAAAGAGUUCAAGUACAAUCUUUACCUUGAUAAAUAGAAAGGUUAAGUGUAUUGUGCUGACAUGCAUCUCAAACAAUGAUAUGCAUGAGGACAUAACAAUGUUGUUUUCCUAACCACUGCUGUGAAAUGAACACAGUAUCAUUUUUAGUAGUUGUCUGAGCAACACAACUGUUAAAGAUAAAAAGGUAAACAUUUUUAAGUUCAAUCACUGGAAGAUUUUUUUUCAAAUGUUAUUUAACCUAUGCAUUCAGGUGUACCACAUACUGUUUACUGAUGAUGAUCGCAACGCUGCAUAUAAUCUAAAACACCAGGUAGUUAUUACACUGAUAUAGUCUAGGUAUUCUUUUUUUCUUUCAUUUUUCCCCUCAAAUAACUAAACGUUGUCCUGCCUGAGCUUACAACCCAGUUUCCCAUUCACAUACACACAGAUGGGAUUUGACUACCUGCAUGGCAUCCAGUGAACAAGACUAGGGAUCAAAAUGCUGAAUUGUUAUUUUCAAGUAAGAUGUUCAUGGGAAGUACUUGGCAAUAGCAGGUGCUUUUAAUCAUUCAUUUGUGAAUGUGUUACCUUACCAUAAACAAAUUGUUGGGUAAUACACAUCGCAAGGGAUUGCAUGGUCAUCUGACAGCUUUACUAAUGGUACUGUCAUUGUGUGCUGCUUUGUAAUGUCACUCUCUUUUGGUAGAAGUAGCCUUACUGUAUAUGUAUUACCAAUAUUUUGUGGCCUUUUCCUUUGCCUAUGAGGUCAUUGCCAAAUAAAACAUGCACAUAUCGGUCAAAAGA
Molecule: messenger RNA, 2515 nt
Organism: Engraulis encrasicolus (European anchovy)
Lineage: Eukaryota; Metazoa; Chordata; Actinopteri; Clupeiformes; Engraulidae
Gene: ppm1la
Product: protein phosphatase, Mg2+/Mn2+ dependent, 1La
Exons: 4
Coding region: 594-1682 (362 amino acids)
Biological process (GO): peptidyl-threonine dephosphorylation; positive regulation of canonical Wnt signaling pathway; positive regulation of canonical NF-kappaB signal transduction
Cellular component (GO): nucleus; cytosol
Molecular function (GO): cation binding; protein serine/threonine phosphatase activity
Source: RefSeq, a predicted model, not a curated record